Molecule: messenger RNA, 3726 nt
Organism: Plasmodium relictum
Lineage: Eukaryota; Apicomplexa; Aconoidasida; Haemosporida; Plasmodiidae
Product: conserved Plasmodium protein, unknown function
Exons: 1
Coding region: 1-3726 (1241 amino acids)
Source: RefSeq, a predicted model, not a curated record
AUGCUUAAUUUAACAAAAAAAAUUUAUAAAAUAAAAAAAUUAUUUCAUGUAAAAUAUAUAAAGACUUAUGAAAAGUUUUACAAUGAACAUUUUAUUUUUAAUUUUGAAAAUAUUGAAAAUUUAAAAAAAUUAAAAGAAACUAAAGAAGAUGCUAUAUUAUUAUCAAAUACACAAAAAAAAAAAAAAGAUAUUCUUGAAGACAAUAUAGAUAAAAAAAAAUUAAAAAAAACAAGAAAAGUUUUAGCUUUACUUAGGAAUAGAUUAAAAAAUUUUGAUAAAAUACCUUUGAACAGACCUUUUUAUAUAUUAUACAAAAAUAUCGAUUGUUUAUCUGAAGUUGAGAUAAUUAAUAUUUUAUAUUCAGCUAUAAAAAAUAGAAAGUAUUAUACAUUAAAGGAACAAGAAAAUAAUAAUAUUACAAAUAAGAAUAAUUAUAUAAAUAAUAAUAAGUAUUUAAAUGACAUUUCAUAUGUAGACAUUUAUCCAGUGGAAACAAAAGAAUAUGAUAUAUAUUCUUUAGAAAAAGAAAAUGAAAGUUCUCAUAAUGGAAAUUGUAUAAAUACUGAACAAAAUGGCAAUUACAUUGUAAACAAAAAUAAUUGUUUAGAUAAUAUAAAUGAAGAAAAUGUUAGCUACAUAGAUAAUAAGGAAGAAAAUGCUAGAAAUUUAUCCAAUAAAAAUGUUAGAAAAAAUGAAAAUGACUAUGUAUAUAAAUUACUGUUUCGUAUAAACAAGAAAUUAAUAAGAAAUAAAACUGUUAGUAACUUAGAUAUUUUACAUAUAUAUAAAUUAUCAUAUUCUUUAAAUUUUUAUAAAAUCAAUACACAUAAUUUUAUAUCCCUUUAUUUAAGUUAUUUUUUAAAAAAGGAAAUAAAAAUAAUACUUGAGAAUAAAGAAGAAUGUAAAAUAAAAAAUGAUUCAGAAUUAGAUUUUCUUCUAAACUUGUUAAUUAUUGAAAACAAAAAUUUAAAAACAUAUUUUUUUAAUUUAUUAUAUGACUACUUAUUUGCAAUUAUAAAAAAUGAUCUUUUUAAUUUAUCAUAUAAGAAUGUUUGUUUAUUAUUAAAUAUAAAUAACUUUGAAAAAAAUACAUAUGAUAAUUUUUUUUUUUUAGUUCUUAACAAAAAUAAAGAAAUUAAAAAGAAAAUAACGUUGACAGAUAUAAAUUAUUUCUUUUUUUAUCAAAUCAAAAAUAAUAUAAAUCUACCAUUCUUUGAUGAUUUAAUCGAGGAAUGUGUUAAAUCAAAUGUUAAUUCAAAAUUAAUACAAAAUAUACAUUUAUUAUCAUUGUUAUUAUUACAUUAUAAUUAUUCAAAAUGUUAUUUUAGUAUAUAUGAUAAGUAUGUAGAAAUAGUAUUUAACAUGUACUCAUAUUUGAUAAAAAAUAUAAAAAUGUUUCUAGAAAAUAAAAGAAUAGAAGAGGAAAUUUUGAAUAUUAAAUUUUUAAUUUCUUUUUCUUUAGCUUUAUCUUUAAUUCGUAAUAAUCUUUAUCUUAAUGAAGAAUUUUAUAUAUUCAUUUUGUAUCUGGUAAAUAAUAAAGAAUUAAAUAAUGAUGAUUUAAUAAUUUUAUUAAAUUUUAUUAUUUUUUGUAAUUUUAAAAAUGAUCUCUAUUAUAAGAGAAACCUAUUAUAUUGUGAUAAGAAAAAAAUUACGUAUAUAUAUGAUGGCGAUAAGAAAUAUAUCUUAUUUGAUUACAAUGAUUUAUCUUUUUAUCUUUAUGAAAAUUUAAAAAAAAAUUAUUUAUAUGAAGAAACAAAAUACAACAAAAAUGAAAUAUUAAAAAACAAUGAAGAUAAGAAUAAAAGUAGUCUAUUAAAAAAGUGUUCAAGUGAAAAUAAAAAAAGUAUAUUAAUUAAUUAUUUAUCAAACAAAAAUGUAAACGAUAUAUUUAGAAAUAAUUUAGAUAAAAAUAAAGACCAAGUACAAGAGAAUGAUUUAGUUAAAAUUAAUAGAUUGGAGGAUAAAUUUGAAAUAAAAUUACAAUCAUUCUUUGAAAAAAAAGGGGAGAUAAAAAAAAAUAAAAGUUAUUACUUGUCCAUUCUAGAUUUGUUAAUAUCAUUAAGAGAUAAUUAUCUUGAUAAUAAAUUUUACUUACAUUUAUUAAAUUUAUUUCAUAAAAAUAUAAUUAACUAUAAUAUAAACAUAUUUGAUUUGGAUAAAAUAUUAUUUACAUAUAGCCACUUAAAUUUGAGUAAGGAUAUAAUUUCGUUGAAUAUUCUAAAUAUAAUAGAAAAAUUAAAAACAAAUUUUACAAGAAAUAAUUACUGUAUUGAUGAAGAAAAAUGUUUUUUCGAUUCAUUAUGUAGUAUUUUAUUAAGUAUUUCUGAAUUAAAUUUAUCUAAUAUAAUAGAUGUAACAUUUUUUGAAAAGAAAGUAUUGGAAAACAUAAAUAAAGUAAAUAUAAAUUCGGUUCUUAUAUUACUUCAAUACUUUAUUUUAAAAGGAAAUUCUUUUUUAAAUAUAAAGGUGAUUACAUUGUUAUUAUUAGAAUAUAUUAAGAAAAAGUAUUAUAUGGUAGAUAAUGAUAUGAAUGAUCUUAACAAAGAUAUAUUAUUAGAGAAAUUAAGAUAUGAUAAAAACUAUGAUUUUAUUAAACAAUAUUUAAAAGAAAAUAAAAAUUAUGAUAAAAGAGAAGAAAUGGAGGAAGCUAAGGAGAAAAAGAAAGAUUAUAUUUUUACGUAUGAUAAAAAAAAAAAAGGAUAUGAUAAUAUAAAUUUUAAUUAUUAUUUUAAAAAAAUAAAUGAAGAUGAUGUGUAUGAAUUUUUAUUUCUAAGGUUUGUCUUUUUAAAUAUAAUUUUAAACUCCAAUAUACUUCUUGAUAAUUUUAUUUUUUAUGACAUGAACAAUUUUAAAGAAAUACUAAAUAAUUUCAAUAAAAUUAUCUAUAUUAUGAAAGAAAACUUUAGUGAUAUAUUAAAUAUAAAUUUAAAAGAAGAUGAUGAAAAAUAUAUUAUAUCAUUAAAUGAAGAGAUAGAAAAUAAAAAUAUAAAAGAAGUAGAAAGAAAAAGGUUAUAUUUUAAUAUAUGCAAUAAUACAAAUGAACAAAUAAAUAAUAAAUAUGAUAUAUUGAAUAAAAAAGAUUUUUUUUUAAUAAUAAAUUAUUUUUUAUUUAUUUUUAAAUUUGAUUUGAAGUUUAUUAUAAAAGACAAGACUUUUUUAGAAUAUAUGAAAUUGCAACAUUUGUAUACUAAAAAAUUUAAAAUUAUAUAUUACAAUUAUAAAUAUUUAUUUAUAUAUCGUAAACUAAUACUUUCUAUCAUAUAUGAUAUGAAAAAAAAAAAUUGUAUAAAAAAUAAUUACAUUUUAGAUUUUAAUAAAAAUAUUAACAGUCAUAAUGAAAAAAAAGAUAUCAACGAAUUUAUAAAUAUUUUAAGAUAUUUCAAUUAUUUAUGCUUAAAAAAAGAAAUAAGUAAUAAUGUUUUUUAUAAUUAUUUAAAAAGUAAUAAUAUAGAUAUAUAUGAAAAUAAAGAAUAUAAUUAUGAUAUUAUAGAUAAUGAUAAUAUAAUUUAUAAUUUACAUAGUGAAAUUUUAAAUAUAUAUGUAAAUGUUCCCUUUUUUAAUUAUAUAAUACCAUUGGUUAUAAAAAUGAAAGAUAAAUGUUUAGCUAUUAAGAUUUUAUUUAGUAGUUCUGAAAAUGUUGAUACAUAUAAUGUACUAUUUAGUAUUAUGAAGAAUUUUUUAAAAAAUUAUAAUUACGAUGUAAUACUAAUUAAAAGUAAAAUAUAA